Messenger RNA from Cornus florida, 2136 nucleotides. Its product is annotated as dol-P-Man:Man(7)GlcNAc(2)-PP-Dol alpha-1,6-mannosyltransferase-like. NCBI's taxonomy places the organism in Eukaryota, Viridiplantae, Streptophyta, Magnoliopsida, Cornales, Cornaceae. The record is from RefSeq and is a predicted model, not a curated record. Bases 1160 to 1735 code for a protein of 191 amino acids. The transcript is spliced from 6 exons.
UCUCCUCUCUGCCAAAUUAGUAGUAACCGCCUUCAAUUCCCUCUCUCUCGCUUCUCCAUCUGCGCCUAAUCUGUCUCCUCUCUGCGAAAUUAGUAGUAACCGCCUUCAAUUCCCUAACCCUCUCUCCUCCAUCUGCGCCUGACUCCUUUUUAUUCGCUUGCUGAGCAUGACUUCUUUGUCACAAAUAGAAAGUCGAAUCCAUCGCAUCAAAUGGAAGGGACGAAUCAUUUACUUAUUCAUUCAUUGAGCACUGGCCUGAUCCAGUUCCAAAAAACCAACCCUAAAAGAGAAGGUAUAGUUGGCUGUACUCAUUCUUACCUCUUAGUGAUCACUCAUCAACCCCAAGCAGGAAAGGCCUUCUUUGUACGGCGAAUCGCCAAUAGAAUUCAAAUCUGACUGUGGUCCAUACUUCGCAUCCAAGGGGCACUCCUGCCCAUAGAGCAUCAUCUUUCUCCCCCAUCUGCGCCUGAUCUCUCUCCUCCAUCUCCGGCCCUCUUCUCUGCUAUGGCCGCCACCACAAAAAAGCUCUAUGUAUGGGUUAACGGCUAUGGUAAUAACGGAGGUGAUGAUGGUAAGUAUCUGCCUUGCAUCAACGUCGAAUUCAACUUCCGUGUGGAGCAGACUUAUCAAAGCAGAACCAGAGGCCUCAUCACCCGACACGGUAUCGGAGAGAUCUCAUCACGACGUCCAUACAAGUACUUCACCUAUGAUUUGCUCUACACAAUGAUCCAUGGCAUGAAAAUCCCCUUCCCUUUAGAGAAGAUGCUCUGUGAGCCAACUGAGUUGGAGAACACCAACGACCUAAUCCUGCAUGUUUUGGACGUGGCUAGUUGCACGGUCAAUAGAUUUUGCAACUCCGGUCAGAAGCUAUUCAGAUUGGACAUAUACAUUGUUAAUAGACUGAUUUUACCCCAUGCUGAAUUUGAAGCAAUAAACCUUGCAAAGGAGCAGGUAGAACGUUGGUUUCAACUUCAUCAGAAGGUUAAUCAGAUGAUACUGUCCAAAUCAUUUUCGGACUUUGGUUUGAUCCACGGGGAAAUAGGAAGAAUAGUGAGGGAAACAGCUCAUGAUCAAGAUUUGGAAUUGUCAUUGUUGGAACUAGCUAUGAGGGAAUACUUUCAGGAGACAGUAGAGCCUGUGAGAUUUGAAGGUGAUACUGAUGAUCAUGGUGAGGAGGAGGAGGAAGUACACUGUGUUAUAUGUAAGGAUGAAAUCCUCGUUGGGUCUCGAGUCAUUCGGAUGGCAUGCUCUCGUAUCUACCAUGUCCAGUGCAUCGCAGAGUGGCUGCCAUUGUGUCGCUUCAAGUCGUCAAUCAACAAGUCUGAGUUACAAAAUAGGAAAAAGAGAUUCUGGAACUCGCUUUAUAUUGCUCUGCUGGGAAUGCUCAUUGUCAGGCUAUGCCACAAACAAUUCAAAUGAACAGUGGGUCCACAUAGACUCCUUCUCAGCGAUGAAUGGAAUUUCUCUCGAUUGUGAAAAUGAUUUCCCAUGGAGGUAUUCUAAAGAAGAAGAUAUACAUCUAGACGAAUUUUGCCAAAGGAAUUUCACCUAUCUUCUGAAUGAGUACCCCAAAAUGAAUGGAUUCAAGUGUUUAUUUACUAUAAACGAGUUCUCCAGAGCUCGUUUUCACAAUGGCUUUCCACCCAUUUUGCUGCUCAGAGAGCCCAAAGUAUUUGUUCAUGAAAAUAUUGCAAACACGGAUGUUAUGCAUAGAAGUUGGCCAGGAUGCUCUUGAUUUAUUGAGGAUGGUAUAUAGUGUAAGAAAUUGAAAUGAUCAAUGAAUUAGUAUACAAAUGAUCAAAAUUCCGACUCCCCAAAGUGCAGCACAUCCUUCAAUGGAUAUUGGCCCUAAUUCUUAUAGAAACUAUAUUUUUGUGAGAAAUUUUCCCGUUUUGAGGUGUAAACAUCAGGGUCCAUCAUAUAUGAGAUUGACAACCCUUUUGAGCUUCAUUGGUGUUAAAUUAUUGCAUGAAAACAUGUCAAUAACUUGGUAUAUUUGGCUUGGGGUUUUGGGGUGGGUUACAUUAAACUUGAAAUGUCUCUGACAGAUUGUAGUUGGAAGGUGUCUUGUCCCCAUAUGUCAAAGGUCUUUGUAAUUUUUAAGAAAAUGGUCACAUAGAAUUUUUUCUUUUCUCU